UCUGAGAGUUGCCCUGGCGACCAAAUUGUUGUCAAUCCGCCAGUGGCGUAAAAACCUAACCUUCAGCGGAGAUGGAAGGAAAGGAGGCGCCGGCGCCGGUGAUCUCGGCUGUGCUCGAAGACGAUGAUCUCCUCGGCGAGAUCCUCCUCCGCGUCGCCUUCCCCACCAGCCUCGUCCGCGCCGCCCUUGUCUUUGGGGUCAAUUCUUGGUUCCUUUUCUGGGAGUGGGAUGGGGUCCUCUACCUGUUUGAUAUUAAAGGUAAGGAGGCAAAGAAGGUUUAUGAGGUUACACAAGAGGAUAGAUACAUACAUGGAGUCAGACCCUUCAUGAUGGUUUGGCCUCCUAAAUUCCCUAUGAUGAAGGAAGGGUACUGUGAUCCAAAAGAAUGA
This is a messenger RNA of Triticum aestivum (bread wheat), 389 nucleotides long. RefSeq lists its product as uncharacterized. The record is from RefSeq and is a predicted model, not a curated record. NCBI's taxonomy places the organism in Eukaryota, Viridiplantae, Streptophyta, Magnoliopsida, Poales, Poaceae. The transcript is spliced from 2 exons. Bases 72 to 389 code for a protein of 105 amino acids.